ACGGAGUGAUACAGUUUAUAUGGUUAUCAUAUUAUGAUUAUUUGGACACCGGGUUUUAGAUGUCCCCUCUGAAAAGUCAACACUGAAAUUAAUGAUAAUUCUGAUGUAAAAAAAAUCAAAAAUUUAAAUACUGUUCAGAUGUCAAUACUUAAUUGUUCAAAUCGUAAAAGUUUGACUUCUCAAGAAGACCUUGAUCAAAUGAUCUUAGACGUCAUAAUAAAUGCACAUUUACCAUUCAAUUUGGUUUCUCAUGAAAGUUUUAAAACAAUUAUUUCCAAAGGCUAUCCUGGAAGAACUGUAUUAUGUCGCCAGACUUUAAUGAAACGUAUAGAUAAUAGCUAUAAAGUUGCCUUUGAUAAAUUAAAGAACAAGUUGAAUUUGGUUGAAUUUGUAUCAACGACAGCCGAUGCUUGGUCUACAUUUAAAAGAUCAUACUUAGGAAUUACUGUUCACUGGAUCGAUACAGAAACAUUUGAACGCCAAUCUUAUUUGCUAUCUAUAAAACCUUUGAAAGGUAAACAUACUUAUGAUGUACUGGCUAGAGCAAUGGAGUCACGUAUAUUCCUAGGUUUUGUUGCCUCGCGGCUACAACCGCGGACCUCACAUUAGCGCUGUGCACUAGUCGAGAGCCGCGGAGGUUCACGUCCGACGUACGGUGGUUUUACCCACACAGUCCGCCGUCCGCGCGUCGUCUAAGGACCACGAGCACCGGGCGCACACCCGUUCCCACCGAAGUAGGGAGAGAGUGCGCCCGUACCGUCGGCUAAGGCGUGCACGUGCCUUUCGCCACCCUGGUGGGAUCGCGAAGCUAUCCUCAUCGCUUCCCAUUUUUGGUCAUGGGCAACCUCCGGUGCAUAUAGCCCCACCGGUAGGCUGGGUGGGCGCUAAGGAGUUAUCUCACUCGGCAACUUUCCCCUAGACCGAGCUUGGUCUUUUAACCACAUUGUUAGCUCCUGCUGACUGCCACUCCGAAACCAAACCGCCGCCGACCGCGCCACGACCGAGGUCGGGACGGGCCGUCGUGUGAGGGCGCGUCGCCGAUUGCUCGACGUCGCGGGGCUCCCCCACAUCCCGAAG
Acyrthosiphon pisum (pea aphid) is the source of this 1077-nucleotide messenger RNA. RefSeq lists its product as uncharacterized. The transcript is spliced from 3 exons. The record is from RefSeq and is a predicted model, not a curated record. The coding region runs from base 139 to 609 and encodes 156 amino acids. Lineage: Eukaryota; Metazoa; Arthropoda; Insecta; Hemiptera; Aphididae.